UUCUCAAUUUUUCACGAAUGUAAAUUAGUAAAUUUAAUGUAAUUCGCUAUGAAUUCAGAUAAAAAGGAUGGAGGAAAAUUACCCGAUGGCUGGGUAUUAUGUAAGUCUAAAUCAAUACCAGGAAGAAAGUAUUAUUUUCAUAAGAAAACAGGCAGAUCUUCUUGGAGUCAACCACAGGCUGAAGAUGAACAUGAUAAAAGCAAGAAAAAGAGCAAAAAGCAGAAGGAAAAACAGGAAAAAACUCAAAAGGAAGAAUCCUCUAGAAAGCACUUAAAGAGGAAAAGUGAUAACAACACAGAGACCCCAAAGAAAAAGCAGAAGCAAGUAACACCUGUGCACACACCUGUAAAACUCAACUCGAGCUUAAAAAAGACACCUGAAAAACCAAUUCCAAGCAGAUCAAGCAAUUCUUCUGGAAAGUCUUCAGCUAAUUCAAGACUUGCAAAAUUAAGGGCCCAAUUAGCAUCAGAAGCUCUGCAUGAAAGUAUAGAAACUACCCCUAAACUUAAAGCCCCAAGAAUAAGUCCUAAAGUAGUACCACAGACAGAAACACACACUAAAGUUCCAGAAUUAAAAAGUCCAAUCAGUGAAGCUAAGUGUCCCACAACUCAAUCACCGGGCAGUGAUAGUCUACAGUCCAUUCCGUCACCCUCACAGUUUCUAGCGGCAAACAAAAUAUUAUCAUCCAUGAAAGCUCAAUUACCUGAAGAAUAUAACAAUAAGUCUGUGCAAAAGGACACUUUUGCAGACAUUGAACAGGGCAUCUGUAAUCAGACAGCAGAUUACCCAUUCAUGAAGCAUCCAGCAACGCCUCCACAGUUUUCCGAAGCUAGCAAGUUGGUGUCAGCUAUUAAAUCAAAAUUAAGUUAUAAAAUGAAAGAUGAGCCUGUGGUGCCUGUGAAGACAUUUACUAGUGCAAAGGAACGAUUGGAGACACUAAGAAAUGAUUUAAGCAAUGAAGCUAUUAAUGAAAUGGAAGAUUGUUUGGAUGACAUUGUAUUCCCUGAAGAAGCUAUGGAGGUUGAUUGUAAAGAGAUCAAGAGUCCACCCCCCACACCAGUUAUCCAAUAUGAGCCUCCUCCAAAAGCACCGACUCAUACUACUCAGAAUGACACAGAGGAUGUUGUGCUAGUUGUUGAUACAAAUAUUUUUAUUCAUGAACUAGAUGUUAUUAAGAAUGUUCUCAAUUCACACAUAAAAGGUUACAACGAGCAGCCAACGCUCCUAGUUCCCUGGCGGGUGAUCAACGAGCUAGACAGACUGAAGGACAACAACAACGGCAACGGCGCCAUUUGCAAACGAGCGAGGGCGGCUAUGGACUACCUUUACAAAUCACUGCCCGAAAAUAAUAGGAUAAAAGGGCAGUCACUUAGAGACGCGAAUUCGCAUAUACAUCCGUGUGAGCUUCCAGACGACGAAAUACUGAAUUGUGCGCUACAACAAGCAGGGAGGGGUAAAUCUGUGAUCCUACUAUCAAAUGAUAAGAACUUAUGUAACAAGGCGGUCGUGAACGGCUUGCGUUGUAUAGGGCUGAGCGAGCUCAAGCCGCUACUGGAGAGCAAGCCGCAGGUGGCACCCGACCCCGACCGCGCCAACACCGUGCUCCGGCACCGCGACACCAUGCACCAGCUGCUCGCCAACAUACUGGAGAAUGAAAUGCGCGCGAAGUACAACAACCUCUGGAAGCACGUGCUGUUCAAGCCGCCGCCCUGGACGCUGGCCGACGUGCUGCAGUGCCUGCUCAAGCACUGGGUGGCCGUCUUCAACGAGGUCUUCCCGAGGAUCGAGCAUCUGAUCACCGAUUUGAAGAACUCUCUCGCUUCUAUUGAGAGCAAAGACCCCAAGUCUCUGUCACAAUCGGAAGUAACCAAUUUCAAAGAGCUGUGCCUGGAGAUAGCCCGUAAAUGUCUGAUAAUCCCCGAGUACAUGGAGCUGGCUAAGAUGACUGUGGAACGGCUGGAGAAGCGAGAUCCCCGGCCAGAGUUGCCCGUUAUAGAGGCUUUCGAGGGAAUCUGGACUGUGUUCUCUAGCUACUGUGCAAAGCUGGCAACAGGCAUGGGUGUGGCGCAUAGCAUAGAAGACAAACUGCCCACAGACGACCCCAUCGACGUCAUCACCAGCAAACUGCCCAUGUUCAGCAACCAGGUCAACUAUCUCACCAUGGCCAUCAAAGGCGCACUAAGUAUAGACCCUUCAGACCCGAGCCUGGACGAGCACGUGUCCCGCCUGGAGAUGGUGUUCAAGGACUCCGUCAACCUCAUCAGCCGCGACAGCCGGCAGAUCCACACGCACAGUCUGAGGAUUUUCUGCAUCAAGUGCAGGAACAUGCUGGAAGAGGCUCACUCCAAGUUCGCGCAGCUGAAGGAGCUGCUCGACCUGUGCAAGGAGCGCGUCGCGAACAAGUAGAACGUCAUGUCGUGGUCAGUUACUCGAAUAUUCCGUCUAGCAUGUUAAUCCGUCGCGUGGGGCUAUUCGACAAUAUCGGGGCAACAGUAAAACUUGCUCAAAGUAGCGGAGCGCAACGCAGGUCGUCGAAGAGGAUUUCGUACGCGCAGCACAUAAUGAUAAGAGAUACCGCGAGUGCCUGCUAGGAGCCAGCGCGCGGUAUCCUCUGAUAUGCUCAAUGCCGCGGAGUUAAUCCUCCACGGUGCUCCGAGGUUGGACUCCAAGCAUUAACAUGUAUACCGUAAUGUAAUUUAAUUUGUUUUUUACUGAUGACUGUACCACAUGCCUUUAUAAUACCAUUACGAUAUAUAACACAAAUAUCGGUUUAUACUACUGCGAACUACAGUAGAACCCGGUUAAAACGAUCAAGUUUAAUACGAUUUCCCGCAUAUUACGCCAUUUUACGCCGGUCCCUACAAUUUGAGACCUGUUUUCAGACAUUUUUUCACGCUUAAUACGACUCGCGUCUCCGCUUAAUACACAAUCUAAAACCCCUCACCUUGCAUUACUUUACAACUUUAUUUAUGCGGGUGACAAAAAUUGGAACUAAUUGUACUGUACUAAUUACGCGAUUCUGGCGACGCCGCCACCGCGCCACCCGUAAAGAUAAAUUUCUUAUUUGUCGUCCUAACUCAGCGGUUAGUGCGAUAGUUCGUAUCUACAUACACUUCGCUUAUUAUCACUGCUGCGGUGUUGAGUUUAUGAAUUCUUUGUCCCAUCUUUGGUUCAGUGAUGUCAAAAAUAAGAAAAAAAGCAUUAUCGUUCCAAAAAAAGUAACCAUAUUAAAAGUUUACGAUGAAACACUAUUUUUUCACGUUUAAUACGAUUUCCCGUAUAAUACGCUUUUUUGGCUGGGGACAAUUCUGAGGGGUCGUUUUAAGCGGGUUCUACUGUAUUAACAUAAAACUCUUGUUUCCAAUACUUUCAAAUAGCCCGCCUCGACUAUACUUAUAUAUUUUUACGGCCGCAUUUAGUUCGUGUAUAAGUAAGUAUACAGUGUGUAUACAUUUUUUAUGCGACUAUUCAAUCAUUGUUAUCCUAGUUAAUGAUUAAUUAGAUCACUAUGAGUUACAUGUUCAUCGGUAUUUCUUCUUUUACUAAGGUUAUACUUGACUCUACUAAUAUUAUUCAAGUGUUAAUUUACAGUAUGUAUAGUAAUACAGAAAAAUACAAUAGUUGAUAAUCAAUAAAUGUCUAGUGAACGUUGUAAUAAUUAGAUAAAUAAUUUGAUGGCAUUCUUGUAAAAAAGUAAGUAACUUUGACCGCGACUAUACUUAAGUCUAGUCCACAAUUUGUACAAAAUUGUACCAAUUUAGGGAGUAUAAACAAAAUAUUGAAGAUUCCUUUCAUAAGUUUUAGAACACAUGUUAGUCCAGAUUUAUAAAUGGAACUUACAUACGUAAGUGAGAGCGAAAAUUUAUUGAAACUGACCCAUGCACCGAACGGCCACCAAGCGGUCAUAACAAUAACGCUCUCUUAGCAGCCCGAUCGUCUCCCGGCACUGAAUCAGCCAAAUCUGAGCAUUUCUUUUUUUUGCCAAUAAUUAUUUUUUUAUUGUUUUAAGGAAUUUUAGGUCAAUAAAAUUGUACUCAGAAUCACGAGUACUUUCAAUCUCACUGGGAGACAAAAAGUGUCCCAGA
Messenger RNA from Leguminivora glycinivorella, 4085 nucleotides. It is a transcript of the gene Swt1, whose product is annotated as transcriptional protein SWT1. The record is from RefSeq and is a predicted model, not a curated record. Bases 49 to 2406 code for a protein of 785 amino acids. NCBI's taxonomy places the organism in Eukaryota, Metazoa, Arthropoda, Insecta, Lepidoptera, Tortricidae. The transcript has 12 exons. Gene Ontology annotation, cellular component: nucleus. Gene Ontology annotation, molecular function: protein binding.